AUGAAUGGCCGGAACAUGGAGGAGAUGCCAUUUGAAAGAGUCAAGACCCGGCGGAAGAAGGGUCGCUGCCCGGCCGGUGCUCCACUGGGCGCCAUCGUCUGCGAGGACGAGUUCAACACACAGGAGCUGGAGGCUCUCUUCCAGAACUACAACCUGAAGCUGGAGCAGACCGCCACCCUCAAAGCGCUGGCGGUGCUCAUCGUGGCCGCGUCGUCGCUGUCCCUGGUGGAGCUGCUGUCCAGCCCGCGUCUCACCUUGUCCAAGGGCUCCUACCCGGUGCACUGCGUGGUGUUCUUGUCGCUGUUUAUCGUCACCAACGUCAAAUACCUGCAGGUGACGCAGCUGCAGCAAAUAGCGAAGCUGGCCCUGCUGUUCAGCUUCACCUUUGCGCUGCUCUGCUGCCCGUUCCCGCUGGCGCUCGGCACGUCGGAGCUGGUGAGCGCCGCUGCCCCUGAGCAAGGCGUGUGGCAGCUCAUGCUGGUCACCCUCGUGGCUUACGUGCUGCUGCCGGUGCGGACGCUGCUGGCUGUGCUGUUCGGGGUGAUGCUGGCUGCGUCCCACUUCAUUGUCAUAGCGACGUCGGUCACGGGAAGGAAACAGAGGCUGUGGAGACCGCUGGUGGCCAAUGCGGUGCUGUUCACCAGCGUCAACUUGUCGGGGGUGUUUGUGAGGAUUCUCACCGAGCGCACCCAGAGGAAAGUCUUCCUGCAAGCCCGCAACUGCAUCGAGGAGAGGCUGAGGCUGGAGGACGAGAAUGAGAAGCAGGAACGUCUGCUAAUGAGCCUACUGCCCAGGAAUGUUGCCAUGGAGAUGAAGGAGGACUUCCUGAAGCCGCCUGAGCGGAUAUUUCACAAGAUCUACAUCCAGCGUCAUGACAAUGUCAGCAUCCUCUUUGCGGACAUUGUGGGUUUCACCAGCCUGGCGUCUCAGUGUACAGCUCAGGAGCUGGUCAAACUGCUUAACGAACUCUUUGGGAAGUUUGACGAGCUGGCUACAGAGAACCACUGCAGGAGGAUAAAGAUCCUGGGGGACUGUUACUACUGUGUGUCGGGACUGACCCAACCCAAAGCAGACCACGCCCACUGCUGUGUGGAGAUGGGACUGGACAUGAUUGACACAAUAGCGUCGGUGGUGGAGGCAACGGAGGUGGAUCUGAACAUGCGUGUUGGUCUGCACACAGGACGGGUGCUGUGUGGCGUGCUGGGCCUCAGGAAAUGGCAGUAUGACGUCUGGUCAAACGAUGUCACACUGGCAAAUGUGAUGGAGGCUGGAGGGCUGCCUGGCAAGGUACACAUCACAAGGACCACCCUGGAGUGUCUGAAUGGAGACUACGAGGUGGAGCCGGGCUUUGGCCACGAGAGACAUGCCUUCCUCCAGAAACAUCACAUAGAGACAUAUUUCAUCGUGCCAUCACACAGACGCAAAAUCUUUCCAGGUCUUAUUCUGUCAGACAUCAAGCCAGCCAAGAGGAUGAAGUUUAAGACGGUGUGCUACCUGCUGGUGCAGCUGAUGCACUGUAGGAAGAUGUUCAAGGCAGAGAUCCCCUUCUCCAACGUCAUGACCUGCGAGGAUGACGACAAGCGGAGAGCCCUGCGGACCGCGUCAGAGAAGCUGAGGAAUCGGACGUCCUUCUCAGCCACGGCCGCGCAGCACUCGCCAGGGACGCGAGUCAACCGCUACAUCGGGCGGCUCAUUGAAGCGCGGCAGACCGAGUCCGAGACAUCAGACCUCAACCACAUCACCCUGUUCUACAGGAGCAGAGACAGGGAGCGUAGGUAUCACCAGGUGUAUGAUGACCAUUUCAUCAGUGCAGUGGUUCUCUCUCUGAUCCUCGCUGCUCUGUUUGGCCUUAUCUAUUUGCUAAUGAUCCCACAGGGGAUGCUGGUGCUGCUGCUGCUGGUGCUGUGUGUGUGUUUCCACGUGGCCUGUGUCAUGUACCUUCAUCUCACCAGUGUUCAGUGCCAACCGGGCUGCCUCACCAUCCAGAUCCGAACAGUGCUGUGUGUCUUCCUCGUUCUGCUCACCUACUCUGUUACACAGGCCUGUGUGGUGGGAUGCGUUCCUUGGGGGUUAGUUGGGACGAACUCCAGUGACUCAGUGGAGGACGUCCCUGUAGACGCCAACAGCACAGGAGUGGACAGGGCUUGUCCCAACAUGGCGUAUGCCCUGUUGUCCUGCGUGGCUGGCACCCUCACUCUUGUCCCCUACCUCCGGGUCUCCUCGCUCCCCAAGAUCCUCCUGCUCCUCCUCCUCUCUGUCACCUACACUGUUGUCAUGGAGACCAGUGGCUAUCGCCAAGCUGUGGGAGGAGGGUUUCUCCACACUCGUGGGUAUGAUCCUGUGCUGGCGGUCUUGCUGUUUUCGGGAGCUCUGGCGCUUCAUUCAAGACAGCUGGACCUGAAGCUGCGGCUUGACUAUCUGUGGGCUACUCAGGCGGAGGAGGAGAGAGAUGACAUGGAGAAGGUGAAGCUGGAUAACAAGAGGAUCCUGUUCAACCUGCUGCCAGCUCAUGUGGCUCAGCACUUCCUCAUGUCAAAUCCCAGGAACAUGGACCUGUACUACCAGUCCUACGCCCAGGUCGGAGUGUUGUUCGCCUCCAUUGCCAACUUCAACGACUUCUACAUUGAGCUGGACGGGAACAACAUGGGCGUAGAGUGUCUCAGGCUGCUCAAUGAGAUCAUCGCUGACUUUGAUGAGCUGAUGGACAAAGAGUGCUACAGGGACAUUGAGAAAAUCAAGACUAUUGGCAGUACAUACAUGGCUGCAGUAGGGCUGGUUCCUACAACUGCCUCCAAGGCGAAGAAGUCCAUCACCUCACAUUUAUGCACAGUGUCAGAUUUUGCCAUCGAGAUGUUUGAUGUCCUGGAUGCCAUCAACUACCAGUCUUACAAUGACUUUGUCCUGAGAGUCGGUAUCAACGUGGGACCAGUGGUGGCAGGAGUGAUUGGAGCCAGAAGACCUCAGUAUGACAUCUGGGGAAACACAGUGAACGUAGCCAGCAGGAUGGACAGCACUGGAGUGCAGGGAAAGAUACAGGUGACAGAGGACGUCCAUCGCCUCAUCACGGACUACUAUAACUUUGUUUGCCGCGGCCAGGUCAGCGUGAAGGGCAAAGGUCAGAUGCUCACAUACUUCCUGGAAGGGCGCAGGCAGGCCAGCAGAACAUCUCAAACCCAGCAGCAGCCCGGCAACGCCGAGCGCCGCUCCAGCGUGUUCACCCACGGCAGCGUGUGCACCAGGCUGAGCCCCGCUCCCACCGUGACCACCUACGCUACCAUCAGGACCCCGAGCCCGAGCACGGCCAAACCGACCACCUCCACCAGCACCACCAGGUACCUGCCCUCUGUCCCCACGGCAAUGGUGUGA
Chelmon rostratus (copperband butterflyfish) is the source of this 3366-nucleotide messenger RNA. Its product is annotated as adenylate cyclase type 1-like. Gene Ontology annotation, biological process: intracellular signal transduction; cAMP biosynthetic process; adenylate cyclase-activating G protein-coupled receptor signaling pathway. Lineage: Eukaryota; Metazoa; Chordata; Actinopteri; Chaetodontiformes; Chaetodontidae. Gene Ontology annotation, molecular function: adenylate cyclase activity. Gene Ontology annotation, cellular component: plasma membrane. The record is from RefSeq and is a predicted model, not a curated record. The transcript has 20 exons. The coding region runs from base 1 to 3366 and encodes 1121 amino acids.